Messenger RNA from Strongylus vulgaris, 378 nucleotides. NCBI's taxonomy places the organism in Eukaryota, Metazoa, Nematoda, Chromadorea, Rhabditida, Strongylidae. The record is from the annotation of a GenBank genome assembly.
GACAUCUCUGCGUCAGCAUCUAUCUAUUUUUUUAGAUACCACCUCCAAGAUGUGAUAGUAGGCAAAAUCUACUUCGUUCUCGUUCGAAUCAAGAUUAAACAUAUGGAAAUUACCAUAAUAAAAUCUGAGACUGUUGGAUCCGGACCGAAUGCUGCCAAGGAAACAGAUCCAGUGGCAAAGUUUGAGAUUAUGGAUGGUGCACCUGUAAGAGGUGAAUCCAUCCCAAUACGUCUUUUUCUCGCUGGACAUGAUCUUGCACCUACAAUGCGCGAUGUUAGCAAGAAAUUCUCCGUCAGAUAUCUUUUGAAUCUUGUUUUAGUUGAUGAGGAGGAUCGGCGGUACUUCAAGCAACAGGCUGGGGUCUCUUUUCCUUUUUAA